AACGACACGAACACAUGACUAGGUCUAUGUCCUUUGAUGAAACGUAGAAUGUAGUGCGGUAACAAGGACGCAUGAUAUGGAAAGUACUCAGACGUGCUGACCGCGGCACUGGCCACGGUCGGCACGUCUGCAAGAAUGCCAACGGUUUAUGCAAAUUUGUACCCUGCUUUUACUUCUACUCCCUUGCCACUGCGUAGCUGCAUCGUAAAGAGGAUCAUGCUGCAGCGCAAGGAGCGGCUGCCCUUGCACUUUCGCGGGAACACCUCGUCCUGGGGCGGGUCUCUACCGCCGCCCGCUCGCAUCUUCUUUUUUCUUCAGCUCCUGCUAAAUAGGUACAACCACUUCAUCGUGUAUUGCAUCUUCGCUCGCAUCUUCUUGACUUCCGCGCACGAGAUUUCGGAAGCAGACGAGCUUGACCAGUACGAGCAGGCGGACAAAGAACAACAGUUGUUCGAGGAGGAGGUGCUGAGGGGUAUGCAGAGCUUUCUGCAACACGAGCAGCAGGAACUGGUGCAAGAGAUGGAGGUGGAAAUUGCGCGGAUGACCGAACGGAGAGAACGGUUAGACUUCAACUGGUGGCCGUUCGAUGACAUUGGCGGUGGCGGCGACGCGGCGUCUUCGGUCGUUGACGCGCCGUCUUCGGUCGCUUGGGAGCCUUGGCAGGUGGAAUUUCAAAACCUGGAGGAGUACGCGCAUCACGACGGCAACGGUGAUCUGUCGAAGGAGGAGAUGCGGGAAUUUUUUUUCGGAGUAGAUGAAGGUCACCAUCAUGAUCGGGAUUGGUACGCUGAUCAGGUUCAACACAUGCCGGACGCCGAAUACGAGCUGUGGCAGCGCAUGGGUGGCGAUGACACCGGGAACGUCGACGACGUCUGGAGUUCGUUGGAUGAAGAUUGGGGCGACCACCAGGAGGACCACACCGUUCACAUGACUGACGUGCAGGAUGCGAUCAAACACAAUGUCGACAGUUCCAACGACCUGAAGCAGGACCUGAACGAAUUCCGGGAAAACGCCGGAUUCGCGCGUUGGGGUGGCACAGACCCUAUGAAAACGAUGAAAAUCCUGCCACUCCUAUAUAUCUGAUAAAAUCUCUUUCGCUUUUCCUUUUGCUUUGUGUCAUGGUUCUGCAUAUGGUCAUAUCCACAGCAAGGUAGUACCUCAGCUCACCACAUCAUCCAUUUUUUUUGCAGAUUGUGACAUUGCAAUAAAGACGUCUGUCCUGCUCUUCGCUCUCUUCUUUGAAGUUAUAAGAUCGACGACGUACAAAAGGAGCUCAAUGCGGUGGCGUUCUAGUUUGUUUUCAUAGACUCGCUAUUGGAGAACGAGCCGGACGCUACAAAUGGUCAUGGCGUAAACGUUCGAAGUUUUGCGAUCUUUUUCGACGACGCGAAACACCUCGACUUGUUCAAGGCGCUCGGUGGGGAAGUGGCGCCGGGAGAGGAUAAGCCUACCCAGCACGAAAUGGAGGACUUGUUUAACAAAUUGAACACAGAUCACCCAGGACUCGAGCUGACUACGAGCGGAGGGAUGGAUCCUGUCAGUCUCAUAAUCAGUGCAUGCAUGUUUUUUUGCUCGAGAACCAAGACAAUGCUCUAUUUCUGGAUGCGGAACAAAAAGCGCUGCUUCUGUCAAUCUAGUUUUUCAUUUCGACAGCAAAAGGAAAACGACCGGAAAUCUUGAAGCGUUCAAAUCUAGUACUCAUAUGCAGCUAUUUUUUUUUUACAUAGACGAGAUAGAGUUCGUUGCAAUUUCUGAUCGCUUUUGCGUAUGAAAUGUUGAUAUGCGCGACCCCAUGGACGCAGACCUGCAAGCAAAAAUGGCGCUUUUUUGGGACUUCUGGGAGACCCGCCUUCGUAGAUUCUUGCGAUUUCCCGCCUGUAAAAAGGGGCAGCAAAAUAAAAUUCACGGCGGUCGGAGACGGCCGACAUUGUCGGCCUUCUGGUAGGAGGAUGCAUACGCUUGAGCGUGAGGGUAUGACGCACACGGAGAAAAAACGUUUACUUAUUUGUACCGAGCAAGUGCAACACUUCCGUGUGGCCGCGCGCUCGACCUUUGCACGCGCCGAUCCGAGGAGUCUGUGGGUGGGUGCGCGCACCCAAAGAGGCUGCCGUGAUCUCAUAAACAAGUAUAGAUAAUCAAGAUAAGGCCACCACUUCAGUGAAGAGUGGCAGCAAUAAUAUUGACGCCACUGAAGUGGCUAUCAUUCGCAACAUGCGAGAGUAUGAUCAGGCUGAUAGUCUCGCAUGAAUUUCAGAACUUCUGGAAAUCAACACCAAGAAACUCUUGACACCGCGUUGCUGUUUCUUUCUUGCAUUUUUUGAAAUUUGGUUCCGCGCCAAGACAUGUUUGCACUGCUGUAUAAAUCACUCUUGUAGAGCAGUCCUGGGCCGAGCCACCUGGGGUUCAUACGCAGGCCCUGCUUAGUAUGAACGAAAUAUUGGCAGGACUGAAUCAGCAUGGGGACCACCUCGGCUUGGUUACAGGGCAGGACACGGAUCGGCAUACGGACAUGAAUAUUCACGAGUUCUUCGAUGUCCACGGCGGAACCGAGUCCGUCAGGACCCGCCCGGAGUACGCGCCAACUUUGGUGCUCGACGACAAUCACCAGCAAACAUCAGGAGAUCCGCUGCACGUCCCAGACCCAAUUGCGGUGGACCACGACCAAGACCAUGAGUCCGCCCCUGCGCCGGACGGCGCUGCAGCAGCGUCGCAACACGAGGACGACCACAGUUCUUCACAGCACGGCGGACGCAGUCACGUUCACGAGCAUGGUCAUGAUGCUGCAACGACGCAUCAUCACCACCAUGAUCAACACGAUGCCGGUCACCAAAGUCAUCAUCGUUCCCACCACCACCACCACCACCCGCAUCCCAGUAGCCGCCAUGGAGCCACACCUGCUCCAUCUCCUGCACGGGAAGAACGGGGUGGCCAAACUACUUCUACACCCGACGAGACGACAUCCGCAUCCUCCGCCUCCCCUGCGCCAGCAUCGCCUGCCUCCCUUGCAACGAGCUUAACCUCAAAAAUGGCCCCUGUGGCUGACACCGUGAAGCAGCACGCAGGCGAAGCGGCGGUUGUCGCCGGCUCGGUUGCAGCGGUGGGCGGAGCUGCACUGGGUGCGCGGCGGGCACUGAAGGCCGCCAGGAGGGAACAAAACAAGAAUGGGACCACGAAGAGCGAGAAGAGCUCCGGCAAGACGCAGGACCUCCACGGAGAUGUGAAGAAGUCUCAGGGAAGCAACACGAAAACAAGUGCACCCCUGAUGAAGGAGAAGGUGACCGAGGAGUUGCCCUCUGCGUCUUCCAAUCUGCAAGUCACGCAGGACGACGAGGAGCACGCAAAGGACGGACAAACCGUCUCGAAUGACAACUAUGAGGACGAGUUGUCUGCUGAUAAAGGCGGCAAAGAUAGAACUCGCGGUGACGAAGCUGCAGAAAGAGAACAACAGCGGCCGGUGGAUGAUCUUCACGCUGAUUCAAGAAGUUCGGUCUCAAAAACGAGUACGUCACCCGAGAAACCGGAAAUGUCGUCUCGUCUGAAGAGUCCAUCGGACGCUGAAACGACCCCCACCAGCGCCUCCUCCUCCGCCAGCAGUCCGGCCUCGACACCACGCUCCUCUUCCGCUACUCCCCGCCGCGGAAACCUGCGCGGCACGGCGGCGUUUUUGCAAAAGUUAGAGAAAAUGGAGAAAUAAAAAACGCGGUGGGAAUGAGAACGGCGAGAACGGAGCAGUAGAAUCUUUGAUGUUGUACGUACCGAAUGUUUUACAUCUUCAUGAAGCUUGACAGUGUUCCGCUAGAAUGCCUGUAAUGCCUGGCCACAAACCAGGUAGUAAAGGUAGUCCAGCAAAAGAGAGAAUCAACCAUCGGCCAUCGUCUUUUAUUCUACCGCUCGUUUUUCUUUUCUGGGAAGAGAGAGUCGUUUUUCUUUACCGACCGAGAGAUUAGGACUACAGCAUUCUUACUGCCUCUGUCUCUCCUGGGGGAAGCAAGAAUCUAACUCAUCGUGGGGGGGAGGAGAGUGGGAACCAGGGCCUUUUCUUUUCUGUUUUUGUUUUCUCCUCGCCUCUCAGGGAGGAAAGAGAGGGGAUAGGGCAGAGAAGGGGUAUAGUGAUUGUGUAUUCUGAUGACGUGUUGUCUCCUUCUUACACCCUAAGUGGUUGUAGUCUCAUAGUUCAAAAAAAAAUAAAAGGAAAACAAAAACUAUGGUCGAUGACUACCGGCGAGACAGGCUCUUUGCCAUUGCCAGGGCAGUGGCAUUAGAUAGCGUCACUAGCUGGGAAAGCGGAACCGAGGAACGGUGGACGAUCAAACUAAAAUCCGGCGCAGUGCAUUACUUGAUUCUGUACGACACCAAAAAGAAAACAGUAGUAGUCCAACCCACUUACAACAAGCUCCGCGACUUCAUCAAGGGAGAGGGAGAGCACAAGAACGUCAGCAUCGAGGAGCUGAAAGUAGCCACCUUCUUAGACGAAUGGCAGGGGGGAAAUGCGACCAUCUGGAGUAAAAAGACAAAGAAAAUACAGGACCAGUCCCCAGCAGAGGAAGAAGUUGACUACUUCCUGAGCGGUAUUCCGGCGCCAAUUCCGAAGAUCCAGGACACCCACCACUUCCCGCGCCCGAUGCUACCGAUGAUGGGCGCAGGCUACCAGCAAGGCCUGAUGAUGACGGACAUGUUCGGGAUCCCGAUGACGAUGCAGAACAUGAUGAUGAACAACAUGACGCAGCAGCAGCUUUGCGGGACACCCAGUGCCCACUCCAUUUUCCAGAUGCAGAUGCCCGCCCACCAAGCAGAAAGUAGCGUCCCCUCGAUGACGUCCAACAAGCGGCCAGCGGAUGAAGGCGAGAACGGGCAGGGAGAGACCUACUCCUCGCAAGAGUGGAGACAGUGGGUCGAGGGAGUCUGGGAUCAGGAAGAGAAAAAGGUGCCGGAACCGAAAAAAGUGAAAAUGGAGAAGGAGGAGGAGUAGCUUGGAUUUUCCGAGCAGGUGCGAGGAGGAGAUGCACAGGGCGAGAGUAGAGAACUCAAGAAAAAUCAAAAUUUACAAAGGAGACUUUAACCACAAAAGAGUUAUUUACUAGGAAGAGAAAGACAGACCUAUUCACUAGCUACAAGACUAUAAAUCUAAAGGCUUUUCAAAGUUUUCAUUAUUCUAGUUACGACGGAUUAUAUCUAUUUACAAUUUGAAUGAUGCAAUUUUCGAAGACUACUCCCUGUACACUUCCAUGCUCACGAUAUCACAAGCCUAAAAAUUUUGAAUAGACGCAAGUAAAUGUAAAAAGACAGCAAAGACACCGCUGCGUAGUGGUUUACUCAGAGAACAGGAUGAGAUAGAGGCACUUCCUCUAUUAUCAUGCUUCCCACUUUGCAAUGCAGAAUGAAGGACGAAAAUGGGCCGGAGAUAAGCAUUGCAAAGUGGAUAGAUAUAGGACCUGCAGCUUUUUCUUUUCGUUUCUUCCUGUCCCCUAGGCUGCCAGUCGGCAGUGUCGGUAGUGUCCACCAGUGCUCGCCUCGAGGUUCAAAAGUUCACGCUUUGCUUUCGGAGAUUGAUUCGAAGAUGCUCCAAGACAGCGCGACAGGAGAAAAGAUCAAAGUAUAAGUCCGCUCGGAAAAGCCGACUGGACCAGGGGGUGAUCGGUAUAUUCUUUUCUGUGCCUGGUGAUGAGACAGCGACUCCCGCUCAGAUGAACGUCGGUAGACAAGAGGUCGUUUUUGUGAAGAGCCGCCAUAGGUUUCCCCACAAGGAACAGGACUUGACUUGUCGGUCGCGGAGAUCUCCGAUUUCGCAGCUCGUGUGAGAAGUUCGGUUACUUUCUUUCUUUCUUUCUUGGGCCAGGGUAGAAGAGGGACCGGGGCAAGGAUUAAGCACAACGAUAUAGCUUCUCCAUUGGGUUACAGAUCGAAACAAGUAAGAUAAUAUGACUCUUUACCACCCAAAACGCUGGCCAUUUUUGUAAUUUUGUAUCUUUUUGACCCAGGUACUACGAGGUUUCCAAUUAAAAUUUAAAAAUUGCGACCGUUUUUGGUAGAAAGUCUGCUUUUCACAUUACGUUAGCGCUGGCAAAAGAAGAGUUGCAGGAUGGAUGCUGGUCGCUCUAGAUCGGGGCCGCUCUCAGGCUUCAUCUCUCACCCUCUCUGGAUCCCCCCGGUGGAGCUAUCAGAGCGGGAAAAGGCCGCGCCGCUCCAACUGAUCAAGUCGCAGGUGAAGAAGCAGGAGGAGAUUGAGCUGGCGGAAGCAGUCAACAAGGGCAGCAUAUUCUGGCGCGAAGGCCUGCCCUUCGCCAUCUCGAGGACCACGAAAGGAGGCUGGUGGCAACAGCACCAUGAAGUAGUAACCUCCAUCAGCGACGACGAGAGACUACAGAUACGCACCCGCUUCGAGGAGAUGGAUUGGAAAUCAACCAGCCAGAAGAUUACGGAACAGUUAGACCAGCGCUGCAUCCAGCCGCCGCUCAUAGAGGUCAAAAGCGAUGAGAAGAGGUUUCCCCUCACCCUCUUCGUCCUGAAUACCAGGGGCUUCCGAUCCGGAAAACCUGGCAAAGACUACCGUCCGGAACUGCUAGCGGCAGCAGAAGUGCUGUCACUGGCGCCACGAGUCUGUGCGCUGAUAGACUUCAAAUUUCCACCGGAAGACGAGGAGCCGUGGAAACGUUUCAAGGCAGCACUCGACGACCACUACAAAGUGAUCAAGUUUGAUGAAGUAGUUUUUGCCCUGGCGCACGGGGAAACUUACGGGAAAGAUGACAAGGGGAAAAUCAUCCAGCAAGUAGGGAGCACGCGAUCCAUGUUCCAACUAGUAGUAAACAACAUAUCCGUCGUUGCGGGCUACGUUAAACCACCAAGCGGGCAAGGACGACGGGCCUCCGAAAUCGACAGAAGAAAAGACGAGCUCGAGGUGGUGCUGGACCUGAUGGAGAGCGGCUUCAGCGGGAGAACAGCAAUAGCAACAGGUGACUGGAACAACGAGAAGAAGGUGAGGCGGUGGCAUGAAGAGCACAGUGACACCAUCGAGGACCUAUUGCCGGACACCCCCUCGCGGGUUACGGCGGAAUCCCGCACGAGGCCCGACGUCGCUUUCGUCCGGGACAAGCAAGACAAGACGCUGACGGCCGAGGUGGAGCCGCCGAUUUACAUCUCCUCCGACCACCAAGGUGUCUGGGUCACCAUCGAGCAGUCCGCUUACACGAAGGUGAAGCCGCCGAAAUUUCCUUCUGAGUCACAGCCAAGGCUGAGAGCACCAGUGCAGCUGACCGCGGGCCAGGAGAAAGCAUUUGUCGAGGCGCUGGAACACAGAAGCGAGGACCACAGCAGCCGGCUGGACCUACAGGCGGACGUCACAGCAGCCCUGGGCAAGGCGGGGAUCACAAAGACAGCGGGGAAAAAGUCCAGAAGGAGAGCUAUUCUCAUGGACGUUGCCGCCGGGAAGAUCAUGGUGGAUCCGAUGGAAAUAGCAAAAUCAAGGGAGCGGCGCUUUCGGCGAAAGGAGCCAAAAGGCGGCGAUCCAGUGAGCCACCUAGACAUCCUGCGCAUCAUCUACGAAGCACCCAGCAAAAAAGUCGCGUGGAAAUCGGGCGCGAUGGCUAGGGCCCUUGCUGCUGUUUUCCCCAAACGGUCACCAGGGAUGUCAGGCACCCGGCCCGAGUCCAUCAAACUGGUGCCGCAAGCCUAUUGGAGCAAGUGGCUAGGUGAGCAGGUGGAGGAUUACAACGCAAUGCGGCCCAUGAAGUUCGUCAAGGUGAACUUGAUUUCCGCCAUUCCCAAGGUGCUGGAGAAGCUGGGACUGGUGGAGAACGAGCGACCAGUGGCGCUGCCGGAGGCGUGCGACAAAGUCCCAGAGGGACUGCUUUUGGAAGAGCUUUUUUCCGUAGCGAAGGAAGUGCUUGAGGCGAAUGCAUACCUUCCGGGCCGCAGUGCCGACGCAUCCCUAUUCCGGGUGGUGCGAUUCUUCCGCCGCAAGUCCCCGGGCCGCGUCAAGUUCGCGAGAAAAGCGGACGUGGAAGGGGGUUUUGAAAAUGUGUUGUUUUCAUCCCUCAUGAAGAGACUCAUCGCCCGGGGCGCCUCCCGGGAGCUCGCGUUCCAGCUGUACUGCUGGAUACGCGAGCGCGUCCACGCUGUCUUGGUCGACGGACACAUCCUGAUACGCUGGACGCCGGUGGUAGGAAUGGGCCAAGGCCCACGCCUACCACCGGCAUUGUGGGUCGUGUACCUGUCAGAAGCGGUGGAGCUUCUAGACAGGACGAUUGUUACCCACAUGCCCGAAAUCUUCGCGGACGACAUCCUGCUGCUGUUCGAAUUCGAGGACGAAGCAGCCGACACCCAGCGGGAAAAAGCAGAGGAGUACGUCACCGGCUGGCAAUCCCGCACUGGCUUGGUCUUCUCGAAAACCGAGUGGAUGCGGGCGACAGGCGGGAGGGCGAGGGACAGCACCUGCUUCGACUACCUCGGCUUCAUCCUCCAAAGCUGUGGGAGCGCCGCGCGAGAAUCAGCGAAGAGGAGAUUGAAGAUUCUCGCAAAGACCAAAAGCAGGCCAGCUGUCCCACCGUCUGAGCGGACGCCUGCAGAUGACCUGAAAUUUUUCAACGAGCAGUGCAGAUCGUUGCUGAACUACGGAGCAGCAGCCUUAUUCGAAGGCAUUGAGAACAACAAGGCCGAGAAAGACGAGCUGCGAUCGGUGGUUGCGCGGUCAGUGCGGGCAGUAAUGGGGCUCUCGCCCACUUUCCCAGUCCAGGCAUCCUUCGCCCUGGUCGGCAUGGACGAUCCCAUCUCUGUGUUGCAGGAUGAGCGGGACACGAUGGAAUAUUUCCUUGCCGGUUCAGCAAUGGGAAAGAACGUCUCCAGAGGAGAUUUGCACAAACAACCGGAAUGGAGUGACGAGAGGAGGAUAACGAUCAAAACUGCUGCGGACAUGUACAAAGAGUUCGGCGUCACCCAUGGCGAGGAGGAAGAGCUAGCAACUAAAAUGUCGCAGUCAUACUGUGCCUUGCCGGUGCCUGAAGAUGAACUGCGGGCCAGUGCGGACGGGGGCCAAGCUCCGGCCCAGCAGCAUGAUGUGGACGGGUCACAGGCCAAGCGGGCAAACUGCUAUGUGGAAACUGCAGAUGAUUCUUUCGGGACGACCUACAAAGUUUGGUCAGAUUUCCCACAGUUUGACGUCGAAGCGAUCGCCCUGGACCAGCUGCUGAGGAUCCUACCAGAGCACAUCCACCCUGGUCUCCGCACGAUCAAAAUCUUCACCGACGCAAACGGAGUGCUACAGGCCUUGGCGAACGACUGCAGCAGGCUCGAGACGAUGCACAGCCUCCGCACCCUCAUCAACAAGAUCCUCGACGCUUUCCCCGCAGCAGAAAUAGUCAUUUGCUGGGUGCCCUCGCAUAGAGGAUUCCGCCUCAACGUCAUAGCGGACUGCCUAGCGGAAUACGACGAGGAUCCAGAAGCACCAGAAGAAACCAGUCUCACGAAAAACCGAGUGAAGAUGUUGGUGCGAGAAUCAAGGCGAAGAAAGCAGCAGCAUGAUGAUGAAGGGGCAGAUCGAGAUGUUACGACCCUGCACCGGGCGAAAAGAAUCAAGAAGCUCGGCCGCGUCCCUCUUGCCGGCCUUACCCCCCAACAGGAGCGUGCAGCUUUGUCCCUCUGGUCAGGAGAAUCUUUUCUCCCUGUCACUGCAGUCAGGAGGGACGAAGCAGGGAGACCAGUUUGCCGGCUCUGCAGUGGGGAUGUGAAAGUGAGGCGAGUAAACGGUGGUGCGUGGAUCCGAGAAGGGAAAGAGGAAGAUGGAGUUGACGUGAGGUGCUUUACGAGGAUCGUCGAUCAUCUCCUCGUAGAAUGCCCAGCAGUACCAGAAGCUGCUACGCACAAGGGCCGCGAUGCCAUCGACUGCAUCAAAAAGAAGCCGAAGAACCAGCUGAACAGACUCCUCCAAGCGGUCCAGAUGCCAGAUGAGCAGAUACCAGCAGACCACAACUGGCCUCACAGGGCGACACGGGACAAGCCGACUAGAGAAGAGGAAAAAGAAAGUAAUCCAGUGGUGUGGUAUGAGGAGGCGCAGCAAGCUCUAGCUAAAAGACAGAGAGGAGAAUAGACAUUUUGUGUCUCCUUUCUUUUGACAAUCUAACUGUUCCUGCUCGACCCGCGUUAGUUUUACUGUGUGUUUUCAGUUCCAAAAAGAGAAGAUCCGACAGCGACGCGUGCUACCCAGGAUCAGUUUCUCUCACGUUUCAAACGCAAUAGCUGUACAGAGCUCACGUUCAAGCACGCUAUUAGUACAGAGUUUACCGACCAAAAAUAACUGUAAAACUCAGACCUCAGCAAGUUUCCGGCGAUCAAGUAAAGAAACAGUGCCGGGAUGUACUGCUGUUGUUACAAACUCAGCUCACCUCAGCCACAGGCAGUGUUUUGAAAGUUCCAGAAAAAUGAGAGUCUCGGCCUAUCUAAAGACGAACAAAAGCUGACUUUUCUUAUAGAAAGUGACCUCCUAGCCUUUAGGUAAAGAUCCAGAAAAAUGAAGAGUCCCGCCCAUUCUAGACAGGAGCAGAAGGGUUCACAAUAAAAGCGUUUUUCUAUUUCUUUUUCCAUAUUCUAAGACCAAACACGGCCUGCAGUUGAAUUAAGACCGUACUGAAGCAUAGCUCAGCCCGCUCCUGCAGGCUAGAUUGAGGAGGAACUGCAUCUGAGCAGCGCGAGUCGCCAUGAAGAAAAAAAAAAAAAAAAAGGGAAAAAAAAAAAAAAACAAGAGCGCAAAACAGUAAAAGAAAGAACAGCGCCGCCUUCCAGCACCCGCCAAGCUGGAAGGGAAAAAAAUCCCAACAAAAGAAAAGGCAAGGCUCCAAGCCUAGGCGGUGGUAACUGGCGGCGCAGGGCAUAACUCCGUGUUUUCCUGUGGCCCCCGGUGGCGUCGGUAUACCUCUCCUUCCGCUCCGGUGGUUGGAGAGUCAGCGAGACCUUUGGUAGCGCUGUGGUUCUUGGAUCCGGUUUGACGUCAGGUUGAGCACGUGAGGCGGGUUGUUCAGCACUGGCGGCUCUUUGGAGGUUGAUCUGCUCACACGGAUGAGGUGGUAGUGUGAAGCUUAUCUGAAGCACAGCAGCAGUGAGUUCUCGGAUUCAUCCAAACUGUGCGACUCCCUACGCUAGGUCGUUCACCGCUAAAACGGGUGGUGUUUGGUCUUGUUGUAGUGCCUAAGCUCUCUCGAGCUUUCGCAAAGGACUUACUCUCAGGAUUCUUUAGCUGUAUAUGUCAGACAGUUACUCGCAGGCCAUAAGAGGCGAGCAAAGGGUUGAUGUUGUACGUACAACACGAGCCGUUAAGAUUGAUCACACGGACUCCGCAUUGUGCGGAAAAAUUGCAAAUGAUAGUGCUACUGCUCUAGAACAGUAUUCAAGUGAGACUACUUAAUUUAAAUUUUUUGAAUCAGAUGAAUGUACCAAGCCUAAUGCACUCUUGGAAAAUGUAACAACGAGCUCGCUCGUGCGAGAUAUUUUUUCUCUUUUGCUUUAAUACCUGUGCUGAUGCGCGUGGUUAGAAGACCGAUGUAUAAUCAAGAUUGACGAGCAGCCGACACCCAGCCCGUGGUCUGCAGAAUCAAUGUAUUGUAUCCGAUGUAUGAAACUACAACGUUUGAGGAAGAUCAAGAUGAUGAUUCUGAUUCUUCUGAAAUAACACAAGCACGCCUUGCUACUGGUGUCCACGGGAGAAGAC
Amoebophrya sp. A120 is the source of this 11692-nucleotide messenger RNA. Lineage: Eukaryota; Dinophyceae; Syndiniales; Amoebophryaceae. The record is from the annotation of a GenBank genome assembly.